AUGAAAAAUUCUUGGUUUCUUCUUAUAUGUUUAAGUCUGCUUCCAUCAAGCUUUGCAUUCCAGCCCAUCCCCAUUACAUCACUCAUCACACAUGAUGUUUCAGAGAGCAAUAAACUUUUGAACCUGGAUGUCUCAUUGGGAAAGAACCUUUUGCACAAUGAUGAACUCCUAAACACCAAUAUGGGAGACAAUUUUCACAACCUUCCACCCAUAAACCCCAAAUUAUUCAAAGGACAUGAUAUAAACUGGCUACCAGGAGACAGUGACUGGAAUUCAAGGAUCUUGGAACCUCAUGAAUUGGCUACAAUUGCAAGUGUUGAGUGUCAUUCUGGAGACCAAUACAAUUGUGAAAGUACACAAGAGUUCCCCACUUGGCAAGCAACACAAUCAUUUACUGCAUUUGAUAACGGAUAUCUUAUGUGUGUUAAUGGACAAAGUACGGAAAACCAUCAAGCUAAUCUUAUUGGAACCACAGAUAGACCUUUUCCCCUUUAUUUGAAUCAUCAUACAUCUCAAUAUGACUCAAUUUCACAACUAGAGUUUGAGAACUUCAUGACCAAUGAAUUGCAGAUAUAUGAUCAUCACACAUUAUUAGGUCAGCAAACACAGGCCCCUCAUGUGAGGAUCACACCAACAUGGGGUGACAGCUUCCAACCAAUGAUGCUAAAACAGAGGCCUUUAAUGAACCAAGAAUCAAUACUUGCAACACAAUCACCAGCUGUGCACCAGAGUCACACAUAUGAUGUAGACUCACUGGCAAAUUCCUUUAGCUUUGAUCCAGUGCAUCAUCUACAAAACUCAAACAACCUGAUGGAAGAUGAUUUCAAUCAGUAUGGAUGUGGCUGGAAGGGUCUGGGAUAUCCUCAGAUAAGCCAAUUCAUCACACAUCCAGAAAGAUUGGCAGCAGACAUGAACCAUGUUCAUACAGCUUAUUGGAAUAAGCCAUGGAAUCCUUCGAUGUCUGAAUCCAUCAAUCAACUGGAACAUACUAGUACUACUAACCCAGCGGAGGAUAAUAUUCAAAGUUACAGAUCUGCUUUGAUAAAUAUGGAAGAUCCUCAGCCUGGUCAAUACACACCACAAAUCACUCAAAACUAUAUUUCAACACCAGAAGAUUUGCAAUCAUGCCACAAUCAAUAUCCCCUCCAGGCAAAAAUGAGCACUGAUACACCACUUUGGAAUGAAUUGUCCCAGGUAGUGGAACAGGGAUUUGAAAGCAUGAGCAAUCAAUCUGAACCAGAUCUAACCAAUGAAAAGAAAUUGUCUUCUGGAAAGAAGAAAGCUUUGGAUUUGAAUAAUGGAAAAAAUGAUAUAAUCUGUGGAGGCCUGAGCAAUCAAUCUGAACCAAAUCUAACCAAUCAAAAGAAAUUGUCUUCUGGAAAGAGGAAAGCUUUGGAUUUGCAUAAUGAAAAACAUGAUAUAAUCUGUGGAGACCAAAAUACCUUGGAAAGCUCUUUGGCACACCCCAAUGAUAGACUUCAGGCCUCAACAUCAGGAAGUAUCUCAAGGCUUUUGGCAAAUGUAAAUUCUAAAAAUCAAGGCGCCAGUAUCAAUCAUUCAGUUGAUGAAGAAAAAUUUAAUGCUAGGAUAGCUAAACAGUCACGCAGGCAGGAAUCAAGAGAUGCAAUGCAAACUUUACAGAAGAUUGGUACCUUCCAGGUGUCCAGAACUCCUAGCCUUUGUUAUGAAAUUCCCCUUUGGUUUUAUAAUAUGAAUACCAAUCUACUCAAAGACCUGCCUCAAGAUCACAUUGCAAUUAAAAAUGUUUGUCAAGCUUUGAAAUGUGCCCAAAUCCAUGUCACAGCAAUUUUCUUGGGUAUCCUGUCUGUCCAUCAUCAUCAUGGAGAUGAUAUGGCUUUGCAGACAGAUAUUAUGUGGCAUGGAUGGGAGUUUUUGAAAAGGUUUUUUUCACAAUGGUACACAAUAAGUCUCAAAGAUAUAAACUUUCAAAGCAGUCCUGGGGAUAGAACAUCUCGAACAACACUUCACACCAAUGAGGCAACAUAUCUGUUGGAACCUAAUUUUUUAUUAAAAUACUUGGCAGAUACCUAUGGACUCACAACUAUAGCAAUCCAAAUAUUCACAUGUUUGAUAUAUGAAUGGACCAAGUAUGAGCCAGUGUCACAUGAUCUUCCCAUUGAUCUAGAGAAGGUGAAGCAAAAAUCUCUGCAUGUUUAUGAUCCAGAUUUUAUAUAUAGACAAGGUGGAUUUUACUCAAGAGCUGGGAUAAAUAACCCAGCAUGGGAGGUAUUGCAAUCCAAAAGCAGAACAAGAAAGUCCAUGUCCCAAAAUCACAAACACAAGACAAUGGAAGACCUCUUCCAGCAGGCAGAGUUUCUGUCCCCUCAAGGUUUUGAUAUGUGUCAUGAUAUCCACAAAUUCUUUGGAUCCUUACUUGACAGAUUAUUAAAUUCCUACAGAACUCUUUACCACUGUAAUAUACCUAUAGUCACAAAUGAAAUGCAAAGGAUGUCACAGUCCAAUGACAUACAUUCAAAUAUACAUAAGUCAAAUCUGGAAAAGAUUGUUCAGGCUUUAAGUAUGGUAGAGUAUAGAGUGACUGUAGGAUUCAUAGGGCUUGUCAGGGCACUUCACCAAGAUCAUGUUACAGAAGAUCAACUCAAGAUGAUCAGUUCCAAUGCAUGGAAAUUUUUGAAGGGAGAAUUCAACAAGUGGAACCAACUAGAUUUUGAGGGAAACUUAAAUGUCUUAUUCACUGCACCAGAAGUAGGAUACAAAUCUGAUAAAGAUUGGCUGGAUACCCAAAAAUCUUUUCGAAGACUUUGGGAAUUGGCAGGAUUGGCAAGAAAGCAAAUCCCAAUUAAAUAUGUGAAAUAUCUUCUAAAAUCAUGGACCUCCACACUCUCAAAGGGAGUGCUUGGAAAUUCAACUGAGCUAGGCUUCUUGGCAACAGAGGUUUUUGAUAGAAAUUUAUCAUUGCUGAGUAAGAAGAUUGGAGGGAUAGGAUUGCCAAGAACCUGGUACAUCUGA
This is a messenger RNA of Melampsora larici-populina 98AG31, 2991 nucleotides long. RefSeq lists its product as uncharacterized. The record is from RefSeq and is a predicted model, not a curated record. The transcript has a single exon. The coding region runs from base 1 to 2991 and encodes 996 amino acids. NCBI's taxonomy places the organism in Eukaryota, Fungi, Basidiomycota, Pucciniomycetes, Pucciniales, Melampsoraceae.